UAAAGCCCAAACAGAAUCAAUCAGUCCAGUUUCAGUUCCAGUACGCGUAAGGUUGUAUUGCUAAUUUGGUGCCGGUUGAAUUAUAAAGAAAAAGAAGAAAAGUAUUGCAACUGGAAAAUGGAAUCUAGCAAAUCUGAAUCUACACAAAAACCGACUAUGGUGUAUAUUUGCGGAGAAUGUCAUCACGAUAAUGAAAUACGAUCCAGAGAUCCUAUUCGAUGCAGGGAAUGUGGAUAUCGAAUUAUGUACAAAAAGCGCACUAAAAGACUCGUUGUGUUUGAUGCACGAUAAGCACGUAACAAUGUGCGAUGUCCAUUUUGUAAAUUUAUAACUAUUAAUGUAAAAUUAUUUAUUAUCAUGUUAAGGAUUGCUUAACUUUUAAUAAAAAAUACAGUUUUAUCGCAAA
Cataglyphis hispanica is the source of this 406-nucleotide messenger RNA. It is a transcript of the gene Rpb12, whose product is annotated as DNA-directed RNA polymerases I, II, and III subunit RPABC4. The record is from RefSeq and is a predicted model, not a curated record. The transcript is spliced from 3 exons. Gene Ontology annotation, molecular function: DNA binding; DNA-directed RNA polymerase activity; zinc ion binding. Gene Ontology annotation, cellular component: RNA polymerase II, core complex; RNA polymerase III complex; RNA polymerase I complex. Gene Ontology annotation, biological process: DNA-templated transcription. Bases 118 to 291 code for a protein of 57 amino acids. Lineage: Eukaryota; Metazoa; Arthropoda; Insecta; Hymenoptera; Formicidae.